Molecule: messenger RNA, 1056 nt
Organism: Chironomus riparius
Lineage: Eukaryota; Metazoa; Arthropoda; Insecta; Diptera; Chironomidae
Source: the annotation of a GenBank genome assembly
AAAACAAAAGAUUUUUAAAAUAUAAUAGGAAUUUAAAAAAAAUUGCACUAAUUAGCGAUGGGUAAUCAACAAGGUGCAAUGCCGCGUGAGCGACACAAGUCAGGCUCGCAAGACCUAAUUCCAGGAUCUCCAAUUAGAGACGGACAAGCAUUUGUUUUUGAUAAGCGACCAAUUAAUUCCAAUCGUUUGACUGUUGAAGAUGACGAUUCACUUUAUUCGAGAUCGCUGCCGCACGAAAAUGAGUUUCCAAUUCGAGUGCAAAGACAAAGAGCAAACACUUUAAGCGAAGGACAUGUUGGCACACCAGUACAGCCUGAAAUGAUUGAAAUUCAAAAAUCCGCCUUACCGACAGUCUUCAAAUGGGAAGGUGGUGGCAAGCAAGUAUACAUAAGUGGAACGUUUAGCAAUUGGAAGGCCUUACCGAUGGUAAAAUCUCACGGUGAUUUUGUUACUAUUGUUGAUGUCCCGGAAGGCGAACAUCAAUUUAAAUUCUUUGUUGAUGGCGAGUGGAAGCAUGAUCCUAAAAUGAAAAACAUCGAAAAUGACGUCGGAAGUCGCAACAACAUGUUAAGCGUACGUAAAAGUGACUUUGAAGUGUUCCAAGCACUCGCAAAAGACUCUGAAGAUACAGGGAAUUCAGAAGCAAAAGAGUACUCGCAGGAUAUCCCACAAAUUAAGCCAUGGGAGAAAGUCAAUGGACCUCCAAUCCUUCCACCACAUCUUCUUCAAGUUAUAUUGAAUAAGGACACGCCAUUAUCAUGCGAGCCAUGCUUACUUCCCGAACCGAAUCACGUCAUGUUGAAUCACUUGUAUGCAUUAAGUAUUAAAGAUUCAGUUAUGGUCUUGUCAGCAUCUCAUCGUUAUCGCAAAAAAUACGUCACAACGUUGCUUUAUAAGCCAAUUUAAGGCAGCGUGAAUAAUUUUGUGGGGAAAAAAGAAUUCAAUUACUAGAUAUGCUGUCAUGUGAUUUGUGUAUAUUGUGCUGACUAUUUUGGGGCUUCAUAGAAGAGAUAACAAGUCACUUUAUUUUUUAUGUUCUAACAACUUUUCUUCUUC